AUGCUCAUCCCUCGAUAUUUGUCACUUUGUCCCACGGCCCUACAGACCGACUCUAGCAGCAGCUCGGUAGUCGCUGAUGACUGGUCCCUCUCAACACCCCUCGCGACUUCAGAUCUCCUAAACUCGAUGGAACUGACUCCGGGUCUAGGACGGCCAUCAUCUCUCUUCCCUCCUCCCUUCCUCACAGCACCGCAACACAUACCCUUGCCUGCAUUACAACCUGCCACCUUGUUGCCGGGCCACGGUGUUGAUGGUCUGCCGAAGAUACCGUCGUAUCUGGCCCCUGCAGCUGCUCUGGCUGCUACAGCUGCCCUUAAUCAGACCACCGCUACGGGCUCGAACACCUCGGCAGUGGCCAGUGCUAGCCGGCGGUUGAGCCCAGACCAAUGCACACCAACACUUUUGGCGAAAUCCAAGACUCUUCUUACCGAACUCUUCAGUAACCGGGCCGGCAGUCUCGGUGAGGCAGACUGUUCUGACAAGCCGGAAAAAAGUCAUAUCGGUGAACGUCUUGCGGGUCGACCAAAGCGUAAAAAACCGAACCGUUAUUGCCUGUAUGCAGGUGACUUUGCUGACGUAUGCCGAUCGGAGGAAUCCAAAACACACCAACACCAAGGCGAGAAAAAGGAGACAGACGAAGUCAUAUGCAGAGCUGUUCAAGCUGAAGCAGAAGAAGAGAUCGAGGAAUACGGCACGAAGCGAAGUAGACCAGAUCGCCCAAUAACUCCCUUCAAGCGGGCCAGAUGGAUCGAGGAGUCCAACAACUGCUCCACCCAAAAAGCGAGAUCAAGCCUGAAUUCGGGAUCUCAGGAAGUCUCACCUUCGGCCUCUCCAGUAGACGAUGAACUAUCCCCAGCUUGGUCGCGCUGGCAGCAUCGGAUCACCGCAGGCCUGUUGGUAGAUCUUGGCUUUCCAUGGCGCUGGCCGGCUCGAAAUGAGACCGGUAGCUCCGGAAAACGGAUGGAUACAGUUGAAAGCCCUGAUGUAUCAACGAAUAAACCCAGAACGAGAAGUUGUAAACAAACAGAGGCUGACCAAAAAGAGGUGAUGGAGAAUACGAAUGACAAUGCGCAUAAGGAAGACGAGGAAGAGGGCCGUGAAAGUGGGGAAGAUGGGGAAAGGAUAGCUGAUCAAAAGGCAUGGGAGGACGAUCCAGUUGAAAAAAAUGCUCAAAGAAGUCGAUCAGUCUCUGAGGGCUACUUGUCUCCGGUAUACUGGGCAGUUCUGCCGACAAAAAGGCGUCGCUGCUGCAAACAUGCUUUUCUCGAUUGUUUGGAAGACCAAAAUGCCGGUAUGGUGGACAUAUCCCAAGACGGUCAUAACUACAAUGACCCAGUGGGCGGAAAACCAUCUGAGUUUCCUAAAACUCCAGAUCCGAAAGAAUUAUCCCAGCCAGCUAAUGGUCUCGGUAGCCCAGUGUCGCCUGAACUGCCUAGGCAACCAACCGAUCCACUCGACCAAACCUCACCAACACCGGUCCGAUCUCACCUUUCUGGGCUGCAUGUGCUCCGAUUUGGACCAGGCCAGGAGGUGACGACUUGCCUUACAGAGCACUUGCGAAGACACAGGUUGUCCGAAGCCCUUGUGGUGGCUGGCAGCGGUACAGUGCUGUCUGCGAGACUUCAAGGCGCAAACCAGGUGGCUAAUGUGUAUACCGAAGAAGCCGAUGGAGGUAACGAAAAGGAAGAAUGGCUAGCGAGUGGUGGAAUGGACGAAGAGAAUGGGGAGCGGGGUCAGGAGGAGCAGCAGCAGCAGAACGGAAAAGAUAAAAGGCUGGCGGCGAAGGAAACAGAUGACAAAGAGGUGGAAGAGCUGAGAUUUGAGGAGACGAAAGAAGAAACAAAAAAGGCUGAAACGGAUGGAAUUUUAGGCCGGAAUAAUGAUAUGCGAUGUCAAAAGACGAUAGAAAACACACACAAAUUGCUGCAAAGGGAGCAAACUAUUGGGCCACCAGCCGCUGUAGUACAUCAAGGUGUAAGUCUAACUUGA
Protopolystoma xenopodis is the source of this 1989-nucleotide messenger RNA. The record is from the annotation of a GenBank genome assembly. Lineage: Eukaryota; Metazoa; Platyhelminthes; Monogenea; Polystomatidea; Polystomatidae.